This is a messenger RNA of Arctia plantaginis, 4038 nucleotides long. The record is from the annotation of a GenBank genome assembly. Lineage: Eukaryota; Metazoa; Arthropoda; Insecta; Lepidoptera; Erebidae.
AUGGCAACAUAUAAAAAAAAACCUGUCGGGGAGAAUGGGCGCGCGGCACCGGACCUGACGGCGUCACCGGGCCGCGCGCCUCCCGGCCCUCCUCAGCCGCCGCGUGCCAACCACGCACCUCCCUGCGUGCUGCAGCCAGACUUCCGAAAGGUAUCAGGAGUGAGUAAUGAAAUAUUCAGGCAGAUUGAAAUGGUUGAAAAUGAUCACGAUACGACCACCGCCGCGGCGCUCGAGGCGGUUGAGCGUCGCGGCGAGAUGAUCGUAAGGAUACUUGAAGUGAGACAAGUGGGCCGCAACAAUAUUGAAGCCGCCAAAAAAUUCUUCGCAUUACAGGAUUCGCGCCACAUAGUUCAACUAGUGGAAAUUGUAAAACGUCCAGGUCAAACACUAGGCCUGUACAUCAGGGAAGGAGAUGGAGGUACGAGGACGGAUGGAGUUUUCAUAUCUCGAAUAGCACUCGAGUCAGCAGUGUAUAACAGCGGGUGUUUGAAAGUCGGAGACGAGAUUUUGGCUGUGAACUUGGUUGAUGUCAGACGAAUGUCACUCGAUGACGUCGUAAUUAUCAUGUCAAUACCGAGGAGAUUGCUGCUGUGUACAAGGCAAAGGAAAGGGAAAUCGGGGCCAGGAUCACCAUCUCUACCACGAUCGGAGCACAAACCGCCACCGGUCGUCGUUUUGAAGAGGGACUGUCGCGAUGAUGAUGACAGGGAUCGAGAUCGAGUUGAUGGACUUUAUUCCCAACAUGGAACUCUACGAUCAGCGGGCCCCGGAGGAGGCAUUCGACCUGUUGGAGAUGGCAGAGAAGAAAGAAGUCGACUACAACUUGGAACCUUGUCCCCUGAUUCAACUGCUCUUGAUCUGUACUAUAAUCCAAGACCACCGUCAGAUCAUUCAACUUGGAGCUACCAUCCACCUCCGCCAGUGAUAACAGAACAACCGAAAUCGCAAGCUACGCAUUUCGUUCCAUACGAAAGAUCUUAUCCAAAUACACUGGACAGCUUAGCGGAAAAAGUACACUCUUUCUAUCCAGCUGAUAGUGGAAGCACACGAUUCGGUGGUCGAGUACCUCGGUCAGGAUCAGAGCAGCAGUUACCGCGAGCAGAAACUCAUUCUGACUUUGGUAGACAUUCUUUGCUCAGAUCAAGUUUGAAAGCUUCUGCUGCGACAGGAGCCACCAGCUUAAGAUACAAUCAACGUUACGGUGGCGUGGGUAUGCCAGGUUCUGGACUCGGUGGCACUGGACUAACAGAUACAAACUUGACAGGGACUACUUUAGGGCCAGGAUUACCCAGUGGUUUUUCAACAACGGGACUCAGUGGGCUUACUGGUUCAAGUUUAGUUGGUUCUGGGCUAACGAGUUCUGGUUUGUCAUCUGGAUUAACUAGUACGGGAUUGGGAUCUGCACUUGGUGGCACAUAUGGAACUACAGGAUUAGGUUUACCUUCGUACAGUAGUAAAUUUGGAACGGCAAGGCGAAAUAGGAGUUUGGACUAUUCAUCAGAUACAGAAGCUACGGCACCGACAAGAACUCCGUAUUACUCAGGAGUAACCGGUUAUCGAAGUAGCACUUUGGGAAGAGAUAUUGGAUCUAAGUUUAAUUCUUUGCCUAGGGAUGUGAGGGGAACUGGACAGAGGUUGGGCCUCAGUAGACGUGCAGGAAGUGUCCUACAAGAUGAGCCGGAGCCUUUGUCUUCUCGUUUGGAUCUUCGUUCUUCCAGAGGUCGUUUACCGUCCUCUCCUUCAGUAUUUACUUCAGAUGAAUAUAGAGCGUGGCUGUCUCGUGCUCCGUCAACCAGUGCACUUUAUGAGACGCUUCGUCCCAGACUUCCAACACAUUACUCUGCAGAAAAUAUACAUGAUGCACUGAAAAAUUUGGAAAGCGGUAGCCGUUUCGGAUCAUCACUUGGACUGGCAGGCCGUCGGGUUGAACGACCGAGGCAUUUGCCAUCUCGUUCAUUAUCAUCUCAGCAAUUAAGUGCUACACAACAACUUGGUUCCGGUGCUGGAGGUUCACCGUCAGCUAGACGAGUCCGACAAUUGCUAGAACUUGGAUCAAGGUUUAACUGUCCUAAUCCAAGCCCAGUACCAACACCUGGUUCGCGGCAUCAGCGCCACAUUGAAAUUAAUCCUAGUGAGUUCCUAAAAUAUAAAGUGGAAAAACCAACGACUGGCGGUCUUUCUGCAUCAAUGACUGGCCUAUCGCGAUUAUCUGGCGGUGUGUCGGGCAUGUUGUGGGUACACCUAUUAGCAGGACGAGGUUUGCGCCCGUCAGCAUCGGGAGCAUCACCGGGCUCUCCACCAUCUGGGCCAUUAGCUCCAGCACAGCCACCCGUUGUACCUAGGGAUUUGUAUUGCGUGCUUGAGUGUGAUCGCGUUCAUAAAGCUCGGACUGUUGUUCGCACUGGUGAACUUCAGUUUGACUGGGAUGAAUCUUUUGAACUGGAUCUCGUCGAUAACAGACAGUUGGAUGUAUUGGUUUACUCGUGGGACCCUCAGCAUAGGCAUAAAUUGUGUUACCGUGGCGCCGUUACUCUACCAGAUCUACUCACGAGAUCACCUGCUCAUCAACUUGCAAUUAAGAUGGAACCUCGUGGGACUCUGUACGUGCGCGUCCGGCACACGGAACCUCACGACUUGUUCCGAAGACGUCCCGCAGCUGUACGUGGUGCACCACUCUUCGGUGCUGAACUAGAAGCAGUGGUGUCAAGAGAACCACGACCACAGCACGCGCCACCAGUUCCACUCAUAGUGAGGCGUUGUGUAGAAGAAAUUGAGAGGCGUGGUUUAGAUAUUAUUGGUCUUUACCGUUUAUGUGGCUCGGCAAGCAAAAAGCGCAUAUUGCGGGAAGCAUUUGAAAGAAACGCACGUGGAGUGGAAUUGGCACCGGACUCGGUUCCUGACAUCAACGUCAUCACUGGUCUGUUGAAGGACUACCUGCGGGAGUUACCACAACCCUUGUUUAGUCGCUGCUUAUAUCAGAUGACGCUGGAUGCUCUAGGAGUAUGUCUCCCAGACGACAGAGAAGGCAACGCUCGGCUGAUGGCAUCAAUAGUUGAGUGCCUGCCUCGAGCCGCAAGAGCUACUCUGGUCUUCUUACUCGAUCAUUUGGCUCUCGUUGUGGCUGCCCAAGAUCGCAACAAGAUGUCUCCUCAACAUCUAGCAGUGGCGCUAGCACCUCCUCUUAUGCUGCAGUCACAACCACCUACGGAAUUGGACUACCAGAGGCCCAUACACGUCCUGCAGUGCCUGCUGCAGAUCUGGCCACCGCCUAAACGUUCAGUUCGGCGCGGCGAGCCAGCAACCGGGCCGCGUGGAAACAGAGUCAGUGCGUCGCCAGCGGUCUCACUCAUACUCCCCCAAGGCCGAGCUCUGCCCUCAGUCAGUCCAUAUCGGCCUCCAGCGGCAGCAUCAGCAGCAUCUCCGCCGCCAGCUCUCUCGGGUCGGCCCGUGCCCGACCGCUCGCCGCCCGCACAUGUUCUCUCAUCAGUCAGGGCCGGCCAAUAUCGUCCGCAGUCGCCUCUUCGAGGCCCACUACCCGCUCCUCCUCGAUCCCGUCAGGUGACGGUGUCGUCGCCCGGCUCGCCCAGCAGUAGUUCGGGUAGUCACAGCCCUGCGGACACGAUUAAGCACGGAGGAUCCGUGUCUUCUAUUCUGCGGCAGCCUGAGCGAGCUGUAUCGCCAAGGUCGUCACCAAGGGCUUCGCCGCGUGCGUCCCCGCGGGCUUCUCCUAGAGAUUCGCCGCGUACCAGUACACCACGUGAACGUGAUUACGCGUCCCGCGAAUCGUCCCGCGAGCACACACCGCGCGAUUCCACUCCGCGUGAAUCUGGCUCUCGCGAGUCUCCGCGCUCCGUAAUCCCCGGCACGUCAGCAGGACUCGCUGUUACGCUCAACUCCGCAGUGGGAAGCGUCGGUGGCGGCGGCCUGAGCCCCCGCUAUAACUCUACCAACCCAUUCCUGCAGCAGUACGAUGCCGAGGAGGAGGCAGAGGCGUGGCAUACCGCAGACAUAUUUUCCUCGCCCUCCACGCACGCAUAG